This is a messenger RNA of Xenopus tropicalis (tropical clawed frog), 1326 nucleotides long. It is a transcript of the gene neurl2, whose product is annotated as neuralized E3 ubiquitin protein ligase 2. The record is from RefSeq and is a predicted model, not a curated record. Gene Ontology annotation, biological process: protein ubiquitination; intracellular signal transduction. The transcript has 2 exons. Bases 22 to 846 code for a protein of 274 amino acids. Gene Ontology annotation, cellular component: cytoplasm. NCBI's taxonomy places the organism in Eukaryota, Metazoa, Chordata, Amphibia, Anura, Pipidae.
UAAAAAUAGCAUCAGGACAGCAUGUCGGCUGAGAUUUUUACUGGGACAAUGGCCGUGCAGUGUCAGCCAUUUAUGAGCUUCCAUCAUAUCCAUGGGGCCAAUGUACGUAUAGACCCUUCUGGAACGCUAGCCACCAGAGUAGAGAGCUUUGCUAAUGGCAUCUGCUUUAGCCAGGAACCCCUGCAGCCCGGGCAGAUAUUCUUGGUGGAGAUUGAAGACAAGGAACUGGGAUGGUGUGGGCACCUCAGGGUGGGACUUAUGGCUCGGGAUCCCCAUAACCUUGAUGUGGUGCCGGAGUAUUCUCUUCCAGAUCUUGUAAAUGAGGGGGGGAGCUGGAUCUUUGCCAUCACUCGCAACCAUAACAAGGUACAAACAGAGGAAGACAGCAACACCAUAGCAAUAAAGGGGCUUCUUGCAGACCCCUAUUUAAAGGUGGGAAAAUUUAAAUAUCCUAGAGAAAAGUUAGUAGCUCGUAGUCGUCCUGGGCGAUUUAGCCAUAUCUUGGAUGAACUGUACAAAUCCAAUGUGCUCCCACCUACAGCUCUCAGGAGUAGAAUAGGGGUGCUGUACGAACCUCAGUCUGAUGGCACCAGAAAUAUGCACAUCAUUAUAAACGGUGAGGAUAUGGGACCCAGUGCCAAAGGAAUACCUGCCACUGAGCCUCUUUACGCUGUUAUUGACGUCUUUGCUUCAACCAAGAGUGUCCGUGUCAUCCAAUUAGAAUACGGAUUCCCAUCCUUGCAGACACUCUGCCGCUUGGUGAUCCAGAAACAUAUUGUCCACCGGUUAGCCUUUGAUUGGCUUGACCUGCCAACAAUGCUGAAGAACUUCUGCAAAUAUGAAUGACAGCAGUCGCUGCAUAGACACAGACUGGCAGGGGAUGCCUAGGAAAGAGACAAAGAGGGCAGCCUGCAUCAGUAAUCAGGGUGUUCGGAUCAGCCUGAAUGAGACCCAAACACAGGAAUUAAGGGUUUAUCUAUUUUCGGAGAUCUGUUACAUAGUUUUGCACCAGGAGAAGAUAAAGAGUUUAUGCCUUAACAUAUGCUACUGUACACAUCUUUUGUGUGGCCUCCCACCAGUCUGUCUGCUUUCAUGGCUUACCUUUGUGUAAACUUUAAAUGAUAUCAGUAGUGAGAUUAACUGGCCCCCUGCAUUGUUCACAUCUCAGAUUCAGGCUGUAAUCCACUGUGCUGUUCACACUUUUAAGUCUCUGUGUUGUUAACACCUUUUAGUGCCUGCAUCGUAUUCCCCCCUACAUUGUUCACAGCUCAGGCCCAGACUGUAAGCACCCACACUGUUCACAACUCAGACUUUAGGAACAGUGCC